AUGGCAGCCUUAUACAAGGUCGCUCUCGUCACCUUUGGGCUCAUGACUGGAGCCAACGCAUGGGGUUCCUUAGGACAUGCAACAGUCGCCUAUGUCGCGCAGAAUUACCUAUCUUCCGACACAGCAGCAUGGGCCCAGGGUGUUCUCAACGACACCUCCACCUCAUACCUAGCCAACAUAGCCUCCUGGGCUGACACAUACCGCGCAACAACCGCAGGCAAAUGGUCCGCUCCCUUCCACUUUAUUGACGCAGAAGACAGUCCCCCAACAGACUGCAACGUGAAUUACGAGCGCGACUGCGGAGACUCGGGAUGCUCAGUCUCUGCCAUCGCAAACUACACCCAGCGUGUCAGCGAUGGGAGCCUCUCAGCCGCCCACAUUGACGAGGCGCUGAAAUUUCUUGUCCACAUCAUCGGUGAUCUCACUCAACCACUCCAUGACGAGGCUUAUGAAGUCGGUGGCAAUGAUAUUGCUGUUACUUUCAAUGGCUACAGUGAUAAUCUGCACUCGGACUGGGAUACAUACAUGCCCGAGGAGUUGAUUGGUGGGUACUCACUGGCUGAUGCGAAGUCGUGGGCUACUACCCUGAUUUCGGAGAUUAGUACUGGGAGCUACAAAUCCGAGGCCGCGAGCUGGAUUGAGGGUGAUACUAUCAGCGAUGCUGUUACCACUGCUACGCGGUGGGCGUCAGAUGCAAAUGCCUAUGUAUGCACCGUCGUUAUGCCGAAUGGAUCCGCGGCGUUGCAGACAGGAGAUCUGUAUCCUACUUAUUACAAUUCUGUGAUCGGGACUAUUGAGCUCCAGAUUGCCAAGGGAGGAUAUCGGCUGGGAAAUUGGUUGAAUCUGAUCUACCACACUAAGGUUGCGAAGCGUGAUCUUGGAGAUGUGCUUGAGGAACGAGAUGCCGCUCCGGAGACAGCUGACUGGAUGCCAGUGUCUCGUCCGUUGAGUCGGGCUAAUAUCGCUAGAGCUGCUAUGGGUGGAUCUUGCUGUGGUUCUGAGAAGCGGAAUCACGCACACUGA
Molecule: messenger RNA, 1023 nt
Organism: Penicillium odoratum
Lineage: Eukaryota; Fungi; Ascomycota; Eurotiomycetes; Eurotiales; Aspergillaceae
Product: S1/P1 nuclease
Exons: 2
Coding region: 1-1023 (340 amino acids)
Biological process (GO): DNA catabolic process
Molecular function (GO): nucleic acid binding; endonuclease activity
Source: RefSeq, a predicted model, not a curated record